ACGAGACAGUUCCUGUUGCCCUCACUAAAAAUGGCGCUGGCCAGCGUGUUGGAUCGGCCGAUGCCGGUGAACCAGCGCGGGUUUUUUGGACUCGGAGGUCGUGCGGACCUGCUGGAUUUGGGUCCGGGGAGUCCUGAGGAUGGGCUGAGCCUGGCCGCGCCCAGCUGGGGAGUCCCCGAGGAGCCGCGAAUCGAAAUGCUCCAUGGAACCACCACCCUGGCCUUCAAGUUUCACCAUGGAGUCAUUGUUGCUGCUGAUUCCCGGGCCACAGCGGGCGCCUAUAUUGCCUCCCAGACAGUGAAGAAAGUGAUCGAGAUUAACCCUUACCUGCUGGGCACCAUGGCGGGGGGUGCAGCGGAUUGCAGCUUCUGGGAGCGGUUGUUGGCGCGACAGUGCCGGAUCUAUGAGCUUCGAAAUAAGGAACGCAUCUCUGUCGCAGCAGCCUCCAAACUGCUGGCCAACAUGGUGUACCAGUACAAAGGCAUGGGGCUGUCCAUGGGCACCAUGAUCUGUGGCUGGGAUAAGAGGGGCCCUGGCCUCUACUAUGUGGACAGCGAGGGUAACCGGAUCUCUGGGACCGCCUUCUCUGUGGGGUCUGGCUCUGUGUAUGCUUAUGGUGUCAUGGAUCGAGGCUACUCCUAUGUCAUGGAAGUGGAGGAGGCCUAUGAUCUGGCCCGCCGAGCCAUCUACCAAGCCACCUACAGAGAUGCCUACUCUGGAGGCGUAGUCAACCUGUACCACGUGCGGGAGAAUGGCUGGGUCCACGUCUCCAGUGACAACGUGGCCGAUUUACACGACAAGUACGCUAUAGCUGCAGUUACCUUCUGAAGGACGGGGGAUGCGGCUGUCCGCGGCUCUCGUUGCUUAUAAUAAAUAACAGUACCCAUAAGCAGUC
This is a messenger RNA of Psammomys obesus (fat sand rat), 895 nucleotides long. It is a transcript of the gene Psmb5, whose product is annotated as proteasome 20S subunit beta 5. The record is from RefSeq and is a predicted model, not a curated record. The transcript is spliced from 3 exons. Gene Ontology annotation, cellular component: proteasome core complex. NCBI's taxonomy places the organism in Eukaryota, Metazoa, Chordata, Mammalia, Rodentia, Muridae. Bases 31 to 828 code for a protein of 265 amino acids. Gene Ontology annotation, molecular function: threonine-type endopeptidase activity.